Molecule: messenger RNA, 1875 nt
Organism: Acaulospora morrowiae
Lineage: Eukaryota; Fungi; Glomeromycota; Glomeromycetes; Diversisporales; Acaulosporaceae
Source: the annotation of a GenBank genome assembly
AUGCGAACAAGUUGGAUUUUUAGCUCGUAUUUUUAUCUCAUAAUUGCACUAUUAUUCUAUUCUGUAGAAGUUUCGACAAAACCGUCGAAUUUUUCUACGCACUUGAUAAAAAGAGCAUUCUAUGAGACUGACCUGACCGAAGAUGUCGCCGUACCCGUGAUUAUUCCUACGAGCAUGAUGCAGUGCGAGGGAUCUAUGAAAUUUUCGAGCUUUGAACUCAAACUCACUCCUUCAAACGUGACCGGGUAUCCUAAUCUAGUUAAGACUCUUACCAUGCAAGUACCUGUGGCUUUAACGCGACCUACAAUACAAAUGAGUUACGAUAAACCCUGUGGUGAUCAUUCGCGUGUUAUACUUACUCUGAUUUGCGAUACGCAAACCUUUCAAGAUUUUUGCACGGUUCAGGGAAGUACAUUGACGAUUUCUCUUAAUAUGGCAAACCAUUUUGCUCUAUUUCACGCCCUUCACAUGACUUACCCUGACAACCACUUUUCUAUGCAAAUUUUGAUAAAUAAUGGUGCUGGUUGUGCCAGACUCGUUCUUAACCCUCGUUACAAUCCCGACUGUCCUCUUGAGGCGGACAAUAAUUCGAGUCCUCUCAAUUAUUCAGGUCCUCCCAAUUAUCCGAGUCCUCCUAGCAACUCAUUGACAAAAAACCUCUCGUACUUGUAUAACGUUCUAAUAAUAGUCGGCACAGUUGCUGUACUAAUUAUCGCACUGCUACAAGUGAGCAACGCUAUGCAAGCUAAUGCGACGACAUCACAUUUUCAAUAUACAGACACCAAAGAGUUGAACCAUGAACAAUCGGCUUUUCUGAUAGCACCUCCAUUGACAGUACAAUCGCCUUCUAUAUACGAUAUAUUUCGUGCUGUUCAAUUUUUUGUGACCACUGCUUUGCUUUCUAUACCGUGUCUAUUAAAUAGUCUAAAUUUAAACUUUAGCUAUCGUGGUGUGGCGUCCGAACUUGGAUGGACUUGUGGAAUACUACCAUACAGUUUCCAUGCUGGGUUCAUAAACGACACUACAAAUAACAAAAUACGAGAGGGAAUAUGUAACAUAUCGGAAACCCCAUAUUCGACCUUGAGCCCACCUUCUUCUGGAUUUACGAAUUUUGGCGCGGCCGUGGGAGUCCCGGGAUAUGAUUUAUUUUUUAUGUCUUUGUGGGAAAAAUGGUCCAUCCUGAAAACUGCUGCGCAUAAUAUUCACUUUUUAAUACUUGGCGGAAUGUUACGUCUGCUACUCUUGUUUUACUAUCCCUUGACUCUUUUUGCCGCCUAUCAAUUAACUCUUGGCCGCGAUUGCUGGUUUUUAUUGUUUCUUGCUGCAAUUUGUAUUGUAGUAAUCUCUAUCGGAUCAGUAACGAUUUGCUCCAGCAAAAUUAUCAAGGACAUGCGUUCUAAUCGAGAAGCAUUUGACUCGCCAGCUCACAAAAUCGUAUUGGGCGCGUUUUACACUCAAUAUCGAGACAGCUCGGAUGCACAAGAGAGCCGUGUUUGGUUCUUUCUAAUUCCGGUUGUUUAUGAUUUUAUUAGGGCUAUCGUCAUUGGAGCGGCUCAGAAGAGCAGUCUCACGCAAGGCCUUUUCUUGCUUGUCACCGAAUUGGUUUAUUUCCUUUUGCUAGCGCUUUACAAGCCUUAUAUAACAGAUUUGAUGAAUAAGUUAAAUAUCGGCAUUUCAUUUUUGAAGUUAGCCGUUGUUCUUUUACUACUUCCGUAUUCAAACGUUUGUACUAGUGAGGCUCUCCAAAGUAUUGCAUUUGCUUUGCAAACCAUAAUACUCGGAUUAUUAUUUGGGGUAAUGUUUGCCAAAUCGGCUAUGAUGGUUAAAGGUUAUGUUGACAAGAAAAAGAGUAACGAUAAUACCUCAACAACAUAA